AUUAAGCUUGUUUAAAGUUAUGUAGCAUUUAGUGAUUUAUUUCUUUCUGUCUCUCUCUCUCUCUCUCUCUUUUUCCUUCUCUUUUUUUCUAUCAUUAUGUCUCAUUUGCUACACAAACAUAUUAAAACAGAACCUACAUUAGAAGAUCAAGAUGACUUACUUAUGUCAUAUCUUAAUUCAGAAUGUAUGGCUACAAGUACCACAUCUUGGACUCAUGAACAGAAAUACCCAAUAGAAGAAACUGACUGGCAAUAUCUUUCAUCAUCUUCUUCUCCAUCUACCACGCCUCUUUUAAAUGAUGUGUCACUUUUAUGGGCUGCACAAAACCAAGCUACAUUCUACAAUGAAAUGACAUGCUCGCCUUCUUCUGCAUCUUAUUUCUCAACACCACAACCUACUUCUCCUGGUGCCUUUAGUACCUAUUCUUCAUCCUCUUCAGAGACUGAGCAGUCCAGAAAAAAGCGUGGACGUAAAAAGCGCGAUACAGGUCGCAACACAACUCCUCCUCUUCUCCAAGGUCUUCCUGUCGUCAUUGCCCCUGCUCCUCUUAAACAAUUAGCACCCAUUUUGCCUGCUUUUCAACAUAUCAAAGAGACACAGCAAGAGGUCGAGAAAGAGAUUCCUGAAAAAUAUAUGGCUGAGGAUCCUCAAAAGGCAGCAGUCAUAGCUAAACGACAAGAGCGAUUGAUCAAAAACAGAGCAGCCGCGCUACUUUCACGUAAAAGGAAACGAGAACAUUUGAUUGCCCUUGAAGAUCAGCGCAAAGAAUUACUAGAUACAAACAAGGCACUUUACGAUCAAAUUCAAGAUUUACAAACACAGAACCUCGAAUUAAAAAAGAAGUUGGAUCGUAUUCCUUCUGACAACUUUGUCUGUAUGAUGAUGGCCAUGUUACUCUUACUUUAUACUGCAUGUUUUACUUCUCAAGACACAGUUGAUUUGACAUCAUACAAGAAGAAAGUGCAGCGUCAAGAAUGAGACUGAGCAACACAAACUUUAAAGUGUGUACUAAAAGCACAAUUUAUGUAUUUACCAUGUAAAAUUACUCUAUAAAAAAUAACAACAGCACCAGUGUGUUGUAUAUUGACUUUCUGAUUUCUUGGAUACUUGGUCUAUAGGUAUUGCUUUAUUCUUCCAUAAUAAAGGUAGCCCUUCUUCUUCUUCUUCUUGUUCUUCAAUAUCUUGUUCUUGUUCAUCAUCAUUAUUGAUUUGGAUCUGAUCAUACACUUUUUGCUGUGUAUAGUACGCAUCACUUCU
This is a messenger RNA of Gilbertella persicaria, 1257 nucleotides long. RefSeq lists its product as uncharacterized. The transcript has 3 exons. NCBI's taxonomy places the organism in Eukaryota, Fungi, Mucoromycota, Mucoromycetes, Mucorales, Choanephoraceae. Bases 97 to 978 code for a protein of 293 amino acids. Gene Ontology annotation, cellular component: nucleus. Gene Ontology annotation, biological process: endoplasmic reticulum unfolded protein response; regulation of transcription by RNA polymerase II. The record is from RefSeq and is a predicted model, not a curated record. Gene Ontology annotation, molecular function: DNA-binding transcription factor activity, RNA polymerase II-specific; RNA polymerase II cis-regulatory region sequence-specific DNA binding.